Messenger RNA from Triticum dicoccoides, 928 nucleotides. RefSeq lists its product as uncharacterized. NCBI's taxonomy places the organism in Eukaryota, Viridiplantae, Streptophyta, Magnoliopsida, Poales, Poaceae. The record is from RefSeq and is a predicted model, not a curated record. The coding region runs from base 84 to 830 and encodes 248 amino acids. The transcript has 2 exons.
GCGUACGUCCUCCAUGCCGUUUCAUCAUAUAGCUUAAAAGUGCUACAACUGCUAGGACCCUCACUCCCUCGCACAGAGCCGUGAUGGUUGCCGAAUCCUUCCUUCUUGAGGAAACAAGAAAAUUGCAGCAUGCGAUCACAUGCAGAGUAUCACGGGCGGGGCAGCAGAGGGACGGUGCACCGCGCGCGCACACACUGGCCAAGACGUCCAUCCCCACCUUUCUCUCAUCACUGCGCCCUACUUACUCGGUUACUCCUUCCACUCCACUGCUAGUGAGCUCCGAUGCGUCCGUCCGUCCGUCCGUCCGUCCGUCGAGAUCCAGGAUGAUCCCGGCCGGUGCUGCAGCUGCUGCUGGUGGAGCGGCAGGGAUGAUGCGCAUCCGCGAGGUCGCACGGGCGCACAUCGUCCUCGGGUGGGCCACCGCCCUCCUCGCCGUCCUCGCCCUCAACCUCCCGCCACAGCUUCAGGGGACGUGCAGGACCACCGAGGAUGAGGUGGCGCACAUGCGCGUCGACGCGCUGCUGCUGCUGCUGUCCAGCGCCGCCCAGGCCGCGGCGGCCACGGUGGCCGCCUUCGCGUUGGAGGACUGGCGCACGGGAGUGCCCUGGAGCUUCGCUGUCUUCGCCCAUGGGAUGGGUGUCGCCACCUUCUACCGCCUCGACAACGUCGUCUUCUUGGUGGCGCGCGUCACCGUCGGGAGCUGCCCCAGCAGCCAUGUGCUCGUCCACGGGAACCCCCUGGUAGCCCACUUCAUUCUGCUCGCGGUGCCCCUCGGUCUCUUCUUCCUGUUCGGCGUCUGCAAGUUGAUCUCCGCACUGGUAUACCCUUAGUUGAUAUCGAUCGAUGCGUCACGCGUUGCUUCUCUACCCAUUUCCCUGCAGUACUAGUGCUAUAUCUGUUUUGGAGCACUCUUUCUACCUAGCUUGCU